CUCAAUUUGAAUAACUUCCAGUUGACCUUACGUUUCAUUCAUAUUAAUUUUUUUUCCUAUAUAUUUGAAUUUAUCCUAAAUAAUGGCUGAUUUUAAAGUUGGAAUCAAUGGUUUUGGAAGAAUUGGCAGACUUGUGUUGCGUGCUUGUAUCGCACAAGGUGUUAAUGUGGUAGCCAUUAACGAUCCCUUUAUUCCUGCUGAUUAUAUGGUGUAUAUGUUUAAAUUCGAUUCAACUCAUGGACGUUUUAAGGGGGAAGUAUCACAUAAUGGUAAUAACCUGAUUGUAAAUGGAAAACAAAUCAGAGUGACAUGUGAAAAAGACCCAAAAACCAUAGAUUGGAAAUCUAUUGGAGCAAGUUAUGUUGUUGAAUCAACUGGAGUAUUUACUACUAUUGAUAAAUGCAAGGCUCACUUAGAUGCCGGAGCUGUUAAGGUAAUCAUCUCAGCCCCCUCUGCUGAUGCCCCAAUGUAUGUUAUGGGUGUCAAUGAGAACAAAUAUGAUGGAAGUGCUCAUAUUGUCAGCAAUGCAUCUUGCACUACCAAUUGCUUGGCUCCCCUUGUCAAAAUUAUUCAUGAAAGAUUCACCAUUAUUGAAGGACUCAUGACUACUGUUCAUGCUUACACUGCGACACAAAAAGUUCAGGAUGGGCCUAGUCAUAAGGAUUGGAGAGGUGGCAGAGGCGCCGCCCAAAACAUUAUCCCAUCCUCGACCGGUGCAGCCAAAGCUGUGGCGAAGGUUAUACCCGAGAUGGCAGGCAAGCUCACCGGCAUGGCUUUCCGAGUUCCGGUUCCGGAUGUUUCGGUUAUCGAUUUAACAGUCCGACUCGAAAAACCGGCCGAAAGUAUGGAGGUUAUUGGGGACACCAUCAAGGAUUACAUCCAGAACAAGGGCAUGGCACGUUACGUGGGGUACACCAACGAAGAGGUUGUGAAUUCUGAUUUCAUUGGCGACACGCAUUCGUGCAUCUAUGAUCACAAAGCUGGCAUUGCCUUGAACCCGCACUUUGUCAAAAUCAUUGCGUGGUAUGACAAUGAAUACGGGUACAGUAACAGGGUUGUUGACUUGAUCAAACAUAUGGCCGAAGUCGAUGCUAAAAAACACUAAAUAGUCGAAAUGCUAAAACAGGAAAAAAAGCCUAAAUUUACGUGUUCCUUAAAAACAAUUAUAUAUUUAUUUUUUUAAAAAAUUAUUUCAAGACAAAAAAACAUAAUCAGAUUAAUUAAUUAUACCUUUUUUUAUUUAAGUGUGAAAAAUAGGAAUUUUUUUUUAUUCUUUCGACGUUAUCAAGAAUAUUAUAAUUUAUAUGUGAAUUUUUUUUUUUAAAAGUGUUAUUUUUUUGGUUUUUUAAAUUAUAUACUCAUAAACUAGCUAAAUUAUUUGCAAUCAUGUUAUUAUUAUUUUUUUAAAAAAAAUCAAAUUUUAAUUAGCGAAUUUUAAAUUGUGAUCGUUCAAGAAUAUCAAAUAAAGUUAAAUGUCUAUAUA
Gordionus sp. m RMFG-2023 is the source of this 1483-nucleotide messenger RNA. Its product is annotated as glyceraldehyde-3-phosphate dehydrogenase-like. The transcript is spliced from 6 exons. The record is from RefSeq and is a predicted model, not a curated record. Gene Ontology annotation, molecular function: NADP binding; glyceraldehyde-3-phosphate dehydrogenase (NAD+) (phosphorylating) activity; NAD binding. Gene Ontology annotation, biological process: glycolytic process; glucose metabolic process. Gene Ontology annotation, cellular component: cytosol. The coding region runs from base 83 to 1105 and encodes 340 amino acids. NCBI's taxonomy places the organism in Eukaryota, Metazoa, Nematomorpha, Gordioida, Chordodea, Parachordodidae.